Dicrocoelium dendriticum is the source of this 636-nucleotide messenger RNA. The record is from the annotation of a GenBank genome assembly. NCBI's taxonomy places the organism in Eukaryota, Metazoa, Platyhelminthes, Trematoda, Plagiorchiida, Dicrocoeliidae.
AUGGAGGUCAUGCCGGUCAGUGGGGCAAUUGGAGACGCGGAGUAUUACACUCAUAACCCCAGUACUGUAUUGCCAAACCGAGGUAUUAAAGAGGGUGCAGUGUUGCACAAUGACACAGAGUCUAUGGAGAAUCGCUGUCUCUCGGAAGAGUCUGAACGCCGUGAUGGUGGUGGUGGUGGUGGGCAAAGCAGAUCCAGUUUUGGUGUAAGUAUUAUUCCGGGAACGAUACAAAAGAGAAACGGAGUGAGCAAUAACCGGGUAUAUUGGUCCAGCCCGAGUCGAAAUGUCUCGCUGUCGCCGCCUACGGCACCAAACAAGAGCGUAAAUCUUCAAGCGAUACAGAUUGAGAACAAUAAUGACAAUCGAAAUAACACCGUUUUAGAGGAGACUAAGGAACAAGGGAAUGUAGCAGAGGCAACUGCUGUUCCUGAGGUGCCGGUGGAAAAAUCAACGGAACCGCAAAACCCCAAAGAACAAAAAUCAUGUUCCCGACCAUCAGUUGCGAAGGGCAAAAAGAUGGAGAAGAAAAAGGGAUCCACUCCGACUGCGUUGCACGUUCCAUCUAAACAAUCGACACGACCAAGUGUCUGGCGGACUAUUCGGGCGGAGAAGAACAAGACAAAACAGAGCGCGUAG